This is a messenger RNA of Fusarium graminearum PH-1, 978 nucleotides long. RefSeq lists its product as uncharacterized. The transcript has 3 exons. Lineage: Eukaryota; Fungi; Ascomycota; Sordariomycetes; Hypocreales; Nectriaceae. The record is from RefSeq and is a predicted model, not a curated record. Bases 1 to 978 code for a protein of 325 amino acids.
AUGAACCAGUUUCAACUACCAUCUUUAAUGUCUACUGAAGCACAAUCACCCCAAGAGGUCAGCGGCCAAUCCGCAUUUUGGAUCCUCGCUUCAUUGGCCGCAGCAGCAGUUGUCCUCCCCUCUACCAGCAGUCGCAUGUCAGGUCGGGAUCUUUUCGGCGGCAACAUCGACCUUGUGAGAUGUAUCCCAGGGGUUUCCCUGCUCGAUAGCAUCUGUGACACAAUCUUGCUGUGCUUGAGCACCUACAGAGUCCUCAGGGCACCCAAGCCAGUGCAACGUGCACGCCGAGCGUUGCCAAAAGUCAGUGUGGUUGCUGCCAAGCUGAUGCUGUCAAUCUUCACUGUGUUUCCUCAAAUUAUCAAGGCUAUCAGCUUGAAAGGUGUUCCAGCGACACAGUUUUGCGCCUUUGUUUUCUUUUAUGCAGCGACUACCAGACUUCUGAUUGACCUGUGUGGCUUGGAGCCUGAGGAACCAUUCACUCCCCCAGACGAAGGAGAUAACUCUCUGGACAUCAUUGUCCUCCUCGUGCUACCUUUCCAGGCUCCUUUCCAACUUUGGAUCUGGCAUAGAAUCGUCCUCUCAGUCAAGUUCCAACUAUCAGACACCUUUUACCGAAUCUGUACUUGGUCCUCGCUUGCUUUAAAUCUCAUGGGUAGAUUGUUCGCCUUGCCAAUCGAGACUCCCGAGACGUCCGAAGCUUUGACGGAAGAAGGGGAACGUCCAACCGAUGAUAGCCAACAAGGCGCGGAUGCGGAAAAAGACGAAGAAGAGCCCCCAGUCAAACCAGAAGGGGGCCAGUUGGGAAGACUGGGUGGUAUAGUUGAUCGUUGGCUUGUGCGAUUUCUCCUCAUGGACACAACAGCUGAUAUCAGUAUCACACUGACAGUCUUCAAUCUGAUCACCACAAUUAUUUACUAUCUUGUAUACUUUGAUGGAACUGGGACAGUUAAUCCAGGAUGGACAAGCGUACUGGGCUAG